UACUAAAGAGAAUUAUAGAUAACAGUUAAUGGAACCGCUUGACAAAUUCGAAUAUUUCUCACGUUUUUAUAUAAACUGGACAGAAAAAUGCAAUAAUUAGAACAAUAAAACGAUAAAACGGGAGGAAAGUUUAAGAACGGGAAAUGGAUAACAAUAAAACACCACAGGCACUUGAUUGUAGCUAUGCUAAUCUGUGUUGUUUUUCGCCUGAAAUUUCUUUUCCGGGCUUUGGCGGUGGGGUUAACUGGGCAGGAACAAAAACAGCAAUUACAGCGACGACUUUCGAUGUGUCAAUGUAUCCACAAUAUUUGAACUCCGUUCAGUUAUUUAUAAACCAGCGUAAUGAGGAAUCAUUAUGGGCAUGUGAUUAUUCUGACGAUAUUUUUCAAACAUUGCGUGAAACAGAAUUGCGUCGAUAUGCCUUAGGUUUCCACUCAGAGCAAUGCGGGUUUCGGUCAACAAUGCUGCGUCUAUUGAAAGUGGCUACAGAAGUGCAUAAACUUGCGCGAACAACGCUUCAUUUAGCGCUUUACUUGCUAGAUGGUUUCAUGGACAACUACACAAUUCGAACCGAAAAAUUAAAUCUAACUGCAUUGACGUGCUUAAUAAUAGCUGCAAAAAUUGAGGAAGCCGACAUUAAUGCACCAAAAUUUGUUGAUCUUAAUAAGUUAGUGGGUGAUGUUUACACUUUGGACGAUUUCCGCAAAGCCGAAAUGAGGAUUUUAAUGCUAUUUAAUUUUGAUUUAAUUCGGCCCACGGCAGCCACUUUCGCUGAGUACUUUGCCAAUAAUAUAAUAACUCUGGACGAUUUUCACAUGUACUUGCAAAACUGGCAUGGCGGCAUAUUGAACGAGUCAACCCCUGAGAUAGUACCACCACUUUAUCGUACUUAUGAAGAAAUGGCUACUGCUUUAAGCAAAUUACUGUUUACUCUUGUAGAUGAGACUUUGAACUAUAUAAAGUUCGUCAAUGCUCGGCCUUCCAUAAUUGCUGCAUCUUGUAUUGCCGCUGUGCGGUAUUUCUCCUUUAUUACUCCCACUUGGACGUCUUACCUUGUAAAGAUAACUGAAUGUACGCAAGAUAUGGUUGAACCAUGUAUGGAGGCUAUAAUUACUUUGCAUAAUUUACAAUUAAGUAAAGUGCAAGCAAUGUUGUAUGCAGCGACUAAACUAUCAAAUGCUGGAGCGACUCUGUGCGAUAGUCCGGAGUCUGGUUUUGUAUCUAUAUGCGAUACGAAAUCUGAGUCAUCGGAGGAUGAGAGUGAGCAUGAUGAAGUUGAGUAUUCCUGUUCGGCAUGUCCGGUAUUGUUAGGUAAGAGAACGCAUUCGGCGGCCUGCAAUGAUGAAAGUGACGAAGAACAAAAUAAUACUUCCUGCACGAGCUCCGAGUAUUCAUUGAUAGGAAAACGUAGGAGAAUAGUGGGUAGCAGUGGCGGUGUUAUGUAGAUGUAAACUGUUUUGGAUUACGUCUUCAAUAGAAAGUUUUUCCUAAUAUACCAAUUUAAUUUUAGUUCCCUUUUUUCUCAUACAUUGAAUAUUCUUGUUAUGUUAAACAGACACAAAUACCUAUUUUUUUGUUGAUCGUCAAAGUGAAUAAGAAUCAGUAAAUCAAUUGCAAUAAAAAUACAGGAAUUGUACAUAAUACCGAAAAUAAUCCAGGUAAUUGCAUUAUUGCAUGGAAAAAAAUAGAGCAUACUAGUUGCUGAUUUUGGUUUUAUUAGAUAAAAACACCACACAUUUAGAAAAAUAAAAGUGGUAUAUAUUCAACAUCAAAA
Molecule: messenger RNA, 1774 nt
Organism: Anastrepha obliqua
Lineage: Eukaryota; Metazoa; Arthropoda; Insecta; Diptera; Tephritidae
Gene: CycJ
Product: cyclin-J
Exons: 4
Coding region: 144-1445 (433 amino acids)
Biological process (GO): regulation of cyclin-dependent protein serine/threonine kinase activity; mitotic cell cycle phase transition
Cellular component (GO): nucleus; cytoplasm; centrosome
Molecular function (GO): cyclin-dependent protein serine/threonine kinase regulator activity
Source: RefSeq, a predicted model, not a curated record